AUGACUCUGUUCAACUGUGUGUCUGAGUGUAUAUUGACUCAAGGCUGGGGUCCCAAGGGGCAAGGUAGUCAAGUAAAUGGAAUUUACUCAUUUAAGUCUACUGAUUUUGUUUCGGAUGACAAGUGGGAGACUAUUGAAAAGGAGCCUGCUGCCGAUGUUGGUUCAUCAGGUGCUACUGCCGAUGUUGUUUCAGCAAGGCCUGCUGCUAAUGUUGGUUCAACAGGGCCUACUGCUGAUGUUGGUUUAGCAGGGCCUGCUGCUGAUGUUGGUUCAUCAGAGGUAUUAGUUGGUACUAAAGUUAAAGGUAAAAAGGUUGAAAAAGGAUUGAAAGAAAAACAAAAGAUUAAGCUGGAGGAGACGAAAUCCAGCAACGAAGGGGAAGAUUUGAAGUCUCAUGUUUAUGGGACAUUACAUAGUCGGAUGUCCCCUUCAUCCAUCGUUCGAGUUAUUGAAAAAUGUUCAGAAAAUCAGUUGAAAGCUAUUAGAGCAAUAGGAUUCGGGUCUAUGGAGUUCUUGAAGAGAUAAGAGAGUGAUUCAGCAAUGGAAGAAGCAAUUCAAAAGCAACUCACUCUCUAUCAAAAUAGGGGAGCUGAAAGAGUUUCUGAAAGAGCAUAACUCAGAUGGUCUUAUGUUCAAAAGGAACUUUGUAGUGCUAUGCGUUUCUACAUUGAUGGAUGGUAAACUUUUUAUUUUUAUUUUGCUUAUUUUUAGUUAUAGUUAGCACUUAGCAGUUGUGUGCUAUAUAUAGCAAUUAUAUUAUCUAAGUUGUUGGUCAUAUAUGUAUAGAAUCAGUUACUUGAAACUAUACAUCAUUAGAUAAAGACU
Messenger RNA from Chenopodium quinoa (quinoa), 825 nucleotides. RefSeq lists its product as uncharacterized. The transcript has 4 exons. Bases 1 to 525 code for a protein of 174 amino acids. The record is from RefSeq and is a predicted model, not a curated record. NCBI's taxonomy places the organism in Eukaryota, Viridiplantae, Streptophyta, Magnoliopsida, Caryophyllales, Amaranthaceae.